Messenger RNA from Pyricularia grisea, 183 nucleotides. RefSeq lists its product as uncharacterized. Lineage: Eukaryota; Fungi; Ascomycota; Sordariomycetes; Magnaporthales; Pyriculariaceae. The transcript has 2 exons. The record is from RefSeq and is a predicted model, not a curated record. Bases 1 to 183 code for a protein of 60 amino acids.
AUGAUCGACAACUGGGCUGGCGAUGCAGACAAGGGAACAAUGGGUGCUUGGAGUAACAUAAUCCUCUUGAUGGAUGUUGCUAUUAUCGCCUUUUCCCAGCCCUUUUCAAGCGUCUGGCGUCGAAUUUUCAAUCCGAGGAAGCAGCAGACGCUAAAUGGAAAGCCCGACAUGCUGAGCGAGUAG